Ziziphus jujuba (common jujube) is the source of this 1206-nucleotide messenger RNA. Its product is annotated as ADP-ribosylation factor 2-like. Gene Ontology annotation, molecular function: GTPase activity; GTP binding. The transcript has 8 exons. Gene Ontology annotation, cellular component: cytoplasm. NCBI's taxonomy places the organism in Eukaryota, Viridiplantae, Streptophyta, Magnoliopsida, Rosales, Rhamnaceae. Gene Ontology annotation, biological process: intracellular protein transport; vesicle-mediated transport. The record is from RefSeq and is a predicted model, not a curated record. The coding region runs from base 360 to 905 and encodes 181 amino acids.
CCCGGCCGGGACGAUUUAAAAACGGAGCGAAGCUUCCUUGUGACGGCGGGCAACGGCGUUGAGUUGGAUAAAUUUCCCACGUCCACACAAAUAAAAUAAAAUUGAAAAGUAAAUAAAUUCAAACAGAUCUGUGCGCGUUUCGCGGUACCCCUACAAAUUGGUUCGGAGGGGGGAGAGAGAGAGAGAGAGAGAGAGAGAGAAAUAGAGGGGAAAGAAUCUGAAUCUGCUCUGAGUCUCUCUCUGCCUCACAGAUCACAACCCAUUUCUUUCUCUUGCAUUCCUUCCUUCCUUCCUUCCCUUCCACUGUAUCUGACCCGAUCCCGCUUUUGAUCUCCGUUUUCUUCACCCAUUUGUACAAGAUGGGGCUGUCUUUUACCAAACUUUUCUCGCGAUUGUUUGCUAAGAAAGAGAUGCGAAUUCUUAUGGUUGGUCUUGACGCUGCUGGUAAAACCACAAUUUUAUACAAGCUUAAGCUAGGGGAAAUUGUUACAACAAUCCCUACAAUUGGUUUUAAUGUGGAAACUGUGGAAUAUAAGAACAUAAGCUUCACAGUCUGGGAUGUCGGGGGUCAGGAUAAGAUUCGACCUUUGUGGAGACACUACUUCCAGAACACACAAGGCCUUAUCUUUGUGGUUGACAGCAAUGACCGAGAUCGUGUUGUUGAGGCUAGAGAUGAGUUGCACAGGAUGUUGAAUGAGGAUGAAUUAAGGGAGGCUGUUCUGCUUGUGUUUGCAAACAAACAAGAUCUACCCAAUGCAAUGAAUGCUGCUGAGAUUACUGAUAAGCUUGGCCUUCAUUCUCUUCGACAACGCCAUUGGUAUAUUCAAAGUACAUGUGCCACUUCUGGAGAAGGAUUGUAUGAGGGAUUGGAUUGGCUCUCAAACAACAUUGCCAACAAGGCUUAGCCGACUUUAGGCAGGGCAAGAGUUCUCGAGCUUAUGGUUGCAACCUAGUGCCAAGUUAUAGAGUUUCAUGCUGUAAUACUCAUCGUAUUGUUAGAUGUGAAAUGGUAUUAUUGUUGUUACGGAAUGGAGUUUUUCUAUUUUUUGUUUUAAAUUCUUUUAGUAAUUCUUCCAUGUGUUCUUUGCUUAUGGAGUUGAUAUUGUGUAAAUUGUUGGCAUUUCUUUUGCCAGAUAUCCACGAUUAGACAUUAAGACAUUCAAUCUUUUCAUAUUGGCGAUAUUUCAGUUUAUUUGUUGGGAAUAA